Messenger RNA from Capsella rubella, 1194 nucleotides. RefSeq names its product CASP-like protein 4A2. Bases 176 to 1072 code for a protein of 298 amino acids. Lineage: Eukaryota; Viridiplantae; Streptophyta; Magnoliopsida; Brassicales; Brassicaceae. The record is from RefSeq and is a predicted model, not a curated record. The transcript is spliced from 3 exons.
CUCUUCUGUUGCCGGGAAAACAAAAAUGAGAAGAAGAAAUUAAAGUUUCUUUUUCUCUUCUCCCUGCUUCACUUUUUCUCACACUACCCCAUAACAUAACACACACACAAAAGCUCUGCAAAUAUAAUUUCAAAUUCCGAGAAGCAUACGCCGAAGAACUCGAAUCGAAUCGGUGAUGAUGAUGAUGAAGCGGACUGUUUCAUCGAACUCGGAAGCUCAGAGUUACAGCGAGUCACCACACUCUCCUCUUCGAUUUCAUUCUCCGUUAUCAGAUGCCGGAGAUUUACCGGAGAGCCGUUACGUUUCUCCGGAAGGAUCUCCGUUCAAAAUCGACAAUCCCAAGCCGGCGAACUUAUCCGACGGUAACAAGUUCACGCAGUUCUCGCCUCUUCCUUCCCCGAUUCCGCCUCCUCCUCCUCCUCAGUAUCCGCCGCCUCGACAUCAGAGGAAUGCCAGAGCUCCGAUUAACUCUUCUUCCGAUAAGUCUCCGUCGUCUAUGGUAGUGUUCAAUCGCUGGGUGAGAGAAGACGCUCCGCAAAAUACGACGAGGAAGGUUGACGGCGGAGAAUCGGCGCCGACGAUGACGGUGAACAGAGCAAGAAGAGACGAGUUUGUGAGCGUGACGGCGCUAGCGUUUAGAAUCACCCAAGUUAUUUUGUGUGUGAUUUCGUUUUCAAUCAUGGCGGCUGAUAAAACUCAAGGAUGGAGCGGCGAUUCUUAUGAUCGCUACAAAGAGUACAGGUAUUGUUUGGCUGUGAACAUUAUAGCAUUCGUUUACUCUGCCUUCGAAGCUUGUGACGCUGCUUGCUACGUUGCCAAAGAGAGUUAUAUGAUGAACUGUGGAUUCCACGACUUAUUUGUUUUCUCCAUGGAUCAACUUCUUGCAUAUCUUCUAAUGUCGGCUUCUUCGUGUGCUGCGACUCGAGUUGAUGAUUGGGUUUCUAACUGGGGUAAAGACGAGUUUACUCAGAUGGCAACCGCUUCUAUCGCGGUUUCGUUUUUAGCGUUUGGAGCGUUUGCCGUCAGCGCUUUGAUUUCUUCUUACAAGCUCUUUACUCAUGCUUCAUCCUAGUUGUGUUGCCUAGCCUGAGACCAAAUGUUACUCUAUAUCUAUGUACAGUCUCUCUUAUAGCUUAGAAUGGUAAUGUGUGAUACAAGUUUUAAUAUAUGAAAAUAAAGCAUGCAAUCAUCAAA